Molecule: messenger RNA, 1562 nt
Organism: Perognathus longimembris pacificus (Pacific pocket mouse)
Lineage: Eukaryota; Metazoa; Chordata; Mammalia; Rodentia; Heteromyidae
Gene: C13H11orf42
Product: chromosome 13 C11orf42 homolog
Exons: 3
Coding region: 210-1457 (415 amino acids)
Source: RefSeq, a predicted model, not a curated record
AGAUGGCUCAAAAACAUGAACCACAUCCCAGCACUGGAGAAGCUGAGACAGGAGGACUAUAAGUUUGAGUCAAUCUGGGGUGACUUAACAAGACUCUUCUGCUGAAUGAAAGAGAAAGAAGGGGAAGAGGAAGAGAGGGGAGAAGAGGGAAGAAUUGGGAAGAGGUAAUCUGGAGAUAUAUGCUCAAUGCUAGAGCACUUGCCUAGCAUAUGCAGGGCCCUGGGCUCAAUCCCCAUCACUACAAAAAAAGAAAGGUAUGGCCCAUAGGCUGUAGGAAGGCUGGGAAAGUUGUUAUCCUCUACCUACCCAGGCCUCCAUCACCUGGCAGGACCUCUAUGACCUCAUGCUGCAACAGGUCACAACCAACUCAUAGGGGCUCACCUAACUGGGCAGCUUGGGGUUCUUGCAGCAGCCACUGCCCUUCCCAAUCCUUCCUACACCCCACCAUGUUGGUUAGUACCCCCCACUUGCUAACUCUGGAUGAAGCUGAUGCCACUUGGACUCUCAUCAAAGAUAAGGUUAUCGAGGAGCGCUUUGGGUCCAAUGUGGUAGCAGUACCUUUCCUGUCGGAUGCAGCCUGCUAUGACCUAUUGGGGGUGCUAGUGAAACAGUCCCGCCCAGUACACACCCGCUUGGCUUUGCCGGGUCGGCAGGGCCGGAAGGCACUCAAGCCCGUGGGGCCGCUACCAAACCUUCUAGAACAGGCAGGGUCAGAAGGUGCCUUUGCCCACUGCACUCGGGAAUACUCACCAAAUGGCCGAGCCGAGAUAGCCUAUGAAGAGAUGCGACUGUUGGAUGGGCAGCCCUGCCGGAUCCGCCUACAUAUGGGUGGCCUGCGCAAGAAGGUUGCCUUCCUGCUGCUGCCACCGGGGCAGGUGAGCCUACAGCAGACUCUUCCCUGGCUCCGAAGCACCCACAGCAUCUAUGUCAUCUACCAGGUCUUCUCCUGCUCCUGGCUGCAGCUGGGGUUGUUGCCUACAGCCCGUGAACCUCAGCUGCUCCGAUUACAGCGGUCAUUGCCUGUCGCCUUUUCCUGCCUCAAGUUUUCACUGCAGCCCAAGGGUGUUCUGGGACCACAGAAGCCUCUGAACAAAGACCCAUUGCCUCAUGGGGUCCACUGGGUCAAACCCAACCUCAGCAUCACACCAACGCUGGCCCCCACGUCAGCACCUGCUGAUAUCCCUGAGGAUGCUGAUGUACCCCCUGCUGUCCCUGCCCCACCUACACCUACACCACCUCCCCAAGAAGGGCCUGAAGGCAGACCCACCAGAUUCUCCUGCAAGGGUCGAAACCCCUUCCGGAGGGGGCCCCAGAUGCUGUCAGGUACUAACUGGCUCUUCAGCCCCCGCAGCCCCCCACCAGGAGCCCAGGGUGGGGGCCCCGGGGACCCCGACCGGCACUCCAUGUCCCUGCCCCUGCUGCAGGGUCUAUCCUCGGAGUUCGACAGCGACGACUAAAGCUGAGGCAAGAGAUUCGGGGGGCAAGACCCCCAAGAUCUGGCAUAGGGGUACUGGUCCCCAAUAAACAUCAACUGCUGCUCCCCCUAACCAUCCUGGGCCCAU